Messenger RNA from Phacochoerus africanus (Common warthog), 3103 nucleotides. It is a transcript of the gene SLCO2A1, whose product is annotated as solute carrier organic anion transporter family member 2A1. The record is from RefSeq and is a predicted model, not a curated record. Gene Ontology annotation, biological process: prostaglandin transport; transmembrane transport; sodium-independent organic anion transport. Gene Ontology annotation, cellular component: membrane. Gene Ontology annotation, molecular function: prostaglandin transmembrane transporter activity; protein binding. NCBI's taxonomy places the organism in Eukaryota, Metazoa, Chordata, Mammalia, Artiodactyla, Suidae. The coding region runs from base 366 to 2300 and encodes 644 amino acids. The transcript is spliced from 14 exons.
GGCGGUCGAGCCUCGCGGGUCCCAGCCGGGUUGCAGGCACAGAGACAAACUCGGCCGGAACGAGGUCAAGCGCAGCCGGCCGCCGCGUCACACCUGUCUGAGGGGGUGGCGGCCGGGCGGGGGCUCACAGCGCCUUUGACACCGGAGGGAAGGAGGGAGGAGGGAGAGCGCAUUUCAUCAUCGGCGGCGGCAGCAGCGGCCACUUAUAAAACUUCUGGGCGCGCACCCUCGCACUCAGUCUUCGCGCUGCGUGCCUCCUCCGGCCACCAACGCCGCGCCCGCCACCCUCUGGCCGCCCGCCCCGGCCCAGGAGCCCCAGCCCCGCUCGCCCGGCCUCUCGUCCCGGGCCCGGCGCUGCCGCCACCAUGGGGCUCCUGCCUGAGCCCAGCGCACGCCAGGGCAGCGGCGCCUCUGCGGGCCGAGCCAGCCGCUGUCCCCGCUCUAUCUUCAGCAACAUUAAGGUGUUCGUGCUCUGCCAUGGCCUCCUGCAGCUCUGCCAGCUCCUGUACAGCGCCUACUUCAAGAGCAGCCUCACCACCAUCGAGAAGCGCUUUGGCCUCUCCAGUUCUUCCUCGGGCCUCAUUUCCAGCUUGAAUGAGAUCAGCAACGCUGUCCUCAUCAUCUUUGUCAGCUACUUUGGCAGCCGUGUGCACCGUCCGAGGCUGAUUGGCAUUGGGGGUCUCCUCCUGGCUUCUGGGGCCUUCGUCCUCACCCUCCCCCACUUCCUCUCCGAGCCGUACCAAUACACCGUGACCAUCGUGGGGAACAGCAGCCGCCUCCAGGCCGAGCUCUGUCAGAAACACUGGCAGGGCCUGCCCCCCAGCAAGUGCCACAGCAGCACCCAGGACUCCCGGAAGGAGACCAGCAGCGUGUGGGGUCUCAUGGUGGUGGCCCAGCUGCUGGCAGGCAUUGGCACGGUGCCCAUCCAGCCGUUUGGGAUCUCCUAUGUGGACGACUUCUCAGAGCCCAACAACUCGCCCCUGUACAUCUCCAUCUUAUUUGCCAUCUCUGUAUUCGGACCGGCUUUCGGCUACCUGCUGGGCUCGGUCAUGCUGCAGAUCUUUGUGGACUACGGCAGGGUGGACACAGCUAUGGUUAACUUAAGCCCUGGAGACCCUCGGUGGAUAGGAGCCUGGUGGCUGGGCCUGCUCAUUUCCUCGGCCUCCUUGGUUGUCUCCUCUUUCCCCUUUUUUUUCUUUCCUCGAGCGAUGUCCAGAGGGAUGGAGAGGACCCCUGCCAUGGCGGACGAGGCAAGGAAGAUGGAGGAGGCCAAGCCAAGGAGCUCCCUGGUGGAUUUCAUUAAACGGUUCCCCCGCAUCUUCCUGCGGCUCCUGAUGAACCCGCUCUUCAUGCUGGUGGUCCUGGCCCAGUGCACCUUCUCCUCUGUCAUUGCCGGCCUCUCCACCUUCCUCAACAAGUUCCUCGAGAAGCAGUACGGCGCCUCGGCGGCCUAUGCCAACUUCCUCAUCGGUGCUGUGAACCUCCCGGCCGCGGCCUUGGGAAUGCUAUUUGGAGGAAUCCUCAUGAAGCGUUUCGUUUUCUCCCUGCAAACCAUUCCCCGAGUGGCUGCCACCAUCAUCACCAUCUCCAUGAUCCUCUGUGCCCCUCUGUUCUUCAUGGGCUGCUCCACUCCCAAGGUGGCUGAGGUCUACCCCCCCAGCACAUCAAGUUCUAUACAUCCACAGCCUCUCGCCUGCCGCAAGAACUGCUCGUGCCCAGAUUCCCUCUUCCACCCGGUUUGCGGAGACAAUGGGGUUGAGUACCUCUCCCCCUGCCACGCCGGCUGCAGUGACAUCAAUGUCAGCUCUAUAGCCUCUAAGCAACUGACCUACCUGAACUGCAGCUGUGUGAGUGGGGCAUCGGCUUCAGCAAAGACGGGCCCGUGUCCCAUCCCCUGCGCCCACUUCCUGCUCCCAGCCAUCUUCCUGAUCUCCUUCGUGGCCCUCAUAGCCUGCGUCUCCCACAAUCCACUCUAUAUGAUGGUACUGCGUGUGGUGAACCAGGAGGAAAAGUCAUUUGCCAUCGGGGUACAGUUCUUGCUGAUGCGUCUGCUGGCCUGGCUGCCAUCUCCAGCCCUCUACGGCCUCACCAUCGACUACUCCUGCAUCCGGUGGAGCUCCCAGUGCUCGGGGAGGCGGGGGGCCUGUGCUUACUACGACAAUGACGCUCUCCGAGACAGGUACCUGGGCCUGCAGGUGGGCUACAAGGCUCUGGGCACGCUGCUGCUCCUCUUCACCAGCUGGCGGGUGAAGAAGAACAAGGAGUACAAUGUGCAGGAGAAGGCCGCCGGCCUCAUCUGACCCUCGACUCAGCCACCACCCGGCCCCGAGAGCAGACCUGCUCCCACACCCGCCCAUAUUACUAAUGUUAACACGGCAUCUCCUUUUUGUUUCUUAAGUAGGAAGAAAAGCCCAUCACCAUUUGCCUCCCUGUCCCCUCCUCCCAGAGCCCUCCACAGACCCUUAGGGCCGGGUGGGUACAGAGCUGGAGGGUGGGAUCUUCCCUGGCACAUUGGGAGGGGCCCCCACAGGCCCAGGCUCAUCUGGCACAGUGGGGACGCUCACGGAGGCAGCCCCUGUCCCCGAGCCCUCAGGGAGUAGUUUUCUAACUGAGGAGACCUUGGGUAUCUGCCAGAGGAGAAGGGAGGGGGCUAGGGACAGAGAGCCUGGUUGCAGCCCCCUACACAUCUGGGCUCGGCCCCCUCUGCGCCUCCUCUGAGCCCAGGAGGGUCUGGCUCCCUUCCCCUCCGAUCCUCACUUCCUGCCCCAAGAGGCCACUUUGGGAAGUAUGGCCAGCUGGUCCCCUCUCCAUCACCCACACUCAGGCACCAGAGCUGGGACCAGUCCCCAGGGAUGGACCGUCCCAACGCUGUUCACAUGAACUCUAGACCCUUCUGGACACGGGUCUGCGCACGUUCAUCUCUGUCUUUCCAGGGGCACAUCUCAAACGGAGAAGGCCGUGCGGUGGUGAGGACCUGAGGCAGGCUGUGAUUCCCAGCCCCCGCUUUCACCCCACAGCACGAGGGCCAGACGCCUCACCUCUCAGGGGUGGGAAGACCUCCCUUCCUGCUGCAGACACACACACACACACACACACACACACA